Molecule: messenger RNA, 630 nt
Organism: Guyanagaster necrorhizus
Lineage: Eukaryota; Fungi; Basidiomycota; Agaricomycetes; Agaricales; Physalacriaceae
Exons: 6
Coding region: 307-630 (107 amino acids)
Source: RefSeq, a predicted model, not a curated record
CAACUUUCAUGAUUCCCGGGCCAAGUGUCUCCCAGGAAGAGGAUUCCUGAGAAUCCCUUUGUUUUAGGUUCAAUGAAUAAUACAACUGACUGGUUUUCGCGAGCAAAUUGUUGCUUGGAUGCUGCGCUUCUACCCACAGUAACUUUAUUCAUCCAAUGGCAUAGUCUAUCAUCCUCUGGGGCUCUCACGGUUUGGCUGUUGUGCUCAGCUCUCACGCGAUAACGCUACUCUGCGUGCUCAUAAUAUCCGGUACAAAAGCUGCCUUCAUCCGUGUUCAAAUCAAUAUUUUAUUUCUCUUUUCCCAUCAUGGCGGUGGUACAUCGGACCAGGAGCGAAGAGAUAGCCCUUGGGAUGACCCUUCUGGGUUUACUCUUCUCCUCGAUCCUGUAUGGGAUCUCUCUGUCCCAGACAUACACCUAUUAUAAGCGUUUCCCCAAGGAUCCCCUGUCAACCAAGUUGAUGGUUAUUAUCAUGACGAUUUUCAACACAGCGUCCGUCGUUCUCGUGUCUCAUGCUUUUUGGUAUUAUUUUGUGACUACGGGUCCUUUUGGUCGGUAUAUCUGGUCUGUUGAUUUCAGAUCCAUCUUACUUUUCUUACUCAAUCCAAUGUUCAGGAGUCUCAAUGUAUGA